This is a messenger RNA of Musca vetustissima, 342 nucleotides long. Its product is annotated as postacrosomal sheath WW domain-binding protein-like. NCBI's taxonomy places the organism in Eukaryota, Metazoa, Arthropoda, Insecta, Diptera, Muscidae. The record is from RefSeq and is a predicted model, not a curated record. Bases 1 to 342 code for a protein of 113 amino acids. The transcript has a single exon.
AUGCGUUCUGUCACUUUAUUAACUAUUUUCGCCUGUUUCCUGGCUUUGGCAUGGUCCGCCACGGUUAACCAACAAGCUACAAAUUUAUUCGAUGUUGAUGCUGGAGUUGCCGCUGGAGCUGAAAGAGUACGUCAAGUCCGACAAUUCUUUGGUCGUCCAGGUUUUGGUGGAUUAUUUGGUCGUCCCGGUCUAUAUGGACGUCCCUAUGGUGGUUUCGGCAGUCCAUAUGGUGGUUUCGGCAGUCCAUAUGGUGGCUUCGGCAGUCCAUAUGGUGGCUUCGGCAGACCUUAUGGCGGUUUUGGUGGCGGUUUGGGUGGAUACCCAGGUGGUUUCUAUGGCUAA